Messenger RNA from Nestor notabilis (Kea), 1749 nucleotides. RefSeq names its product synovial sarcoma, X breakpoint 2 interacting protein (gene SSX2IP). Lineage: Eukaryota; Metazoa; Chordata; Aves; Psittaciformes; Psittacidae. The record is from RefSeq and is a predicted model, not a curated record. The transcript has 13 exons.
AUGGGAGACUGGAAGACUAUUACUGUGCCAGUGCUGUCAUCAGAUAGCAAAAAUAUUUUUCAAUAUACCUCAGAUAAGAGUAUAUCUCCCUCAAAUAUGAACUCACAAGUGCUACGUUUGUCACUGCCUUCAUCCAAAAGCAUGCACGGCUUUUUCAGUGCCUUCUGCACAGAAGAGAAUAUUGAACAGAGUGUAUCCUACCUUGAUAGGGAAUUGACAACACUGGGCUUUCCCUCUAUUUAUAUGGAGUCCAAAGGAAAAGAAUUAAACUUAAUAUCUAUCAUAAAUUGCAUGAAUGAAUUGCUUGUACUGCAGCACAAGAACCUUCGAGCUCAGGAAGAAGUAGAAAUGCAGCAUCUGAAACUCGGUAGUGAUAUGGAUCACUUGCAAAACUGCUAUGCUAAAUUAAAGGAACAGCUGGAAUUAUCUAAAAGGGAAAUAGUUGGACUGCAAGAAAGAGACAGACAAUUGCAAAGCAAGAACAGAAAUUUGCACCAGUUACUUAAAAAUGAAAAGGAUGAAGUACAGAAAUUACAGAACAUAAUCUCAAGCAGAGCUACACAGUACAAUCAUGAUAUGAAGAGGAAAGAAAGAGAAUAUAACAAAUUAAAGGAACGCUUACAUCAAUUAGUCAUGAAUAAAAAGGACAAAAAGAUAGCUAUGGAAGUUCUAAAUUAUGUUGGUAGAGCUGAUGGGAAGAGAGGUGCAUGGAGGACUGAUAAGACAGAAGCCAGAAAUGAAGAAGAAAUGUACAAAGUUCUGUUGAGCGAUUAUGAACAACGCCAAAAACAGCUUUUAGUGGAAAAUGCUGAGCUGAAAAAAGUUCUUCAGCAAAUGAAGAAGGAGAUUAUUUCACUUCUCCCACCACAGAAACAGAAACUUAAAGAAAGGUCUGAAGAUGGGCCAGUGCUGUCAGACUUGGAAGACGAUAUUGGAGAGUUAAAUAAAGAGAAUAUGUGGGAACUGUCUUGUGAAACUGUGCGAGAACAGCUUACCAACAGCAUUAGAAAACAAUGGAGAAUGUUGAAAAAUCAUGUUGAAAAGCUAGAUAACCAAGUAUCACGUGUGCAUUCAGGAGCUUUGAAUGAAAAAGAUGUCAUUUCAAGGGAAGACCAUGAGAUGGAAACUGAAAAGCUGGAAUUGGAGAUUCAGCAGUGUAAAGAAAUGAUCAAAACUCAACAACAGCUUUUACAGCAGCAGCUCAUGUGUCCAUGUGAUGAUGACACCACUCUGUUACUACAGGACUGCUAUUUACUAGAAGAAAGAGAGCGUCUUCAGGAAGAAUGGAGACUAUUUCGAGAACAAAGAAAGAAUUUUGAGAAGGAACGAAGAAGUUUUACAGAAGCUGCUAUUAGAUUAGGACUUGAGAGGAAGGCAUUUGAAGAAGAUAGAGGAGCAUGGCUGAAGCAACAGUUCUUAAGUAUUUCUACUGAUUACAAGCACUCUGAAAAUGCGACAACUCCAAGUGCCUUCUUAGGAAGUUCUGGCCAAGACAAUCGAUUAGUGAAAUCUACAUCUCAGCAAAGAAAACCUCACUGUAUGUUGGGUGGUCCUGUUUCAGCAGAACCUUGCCAGACAUCUCAGUAUAUUGCACAUAACAGUUCUGCAUUGAGAAAACCUGCUGGAGAUAGCAAACCAAAUCAGUGGCUGGAAAAUGACAAAGAAACUGAGUAAUGCACAAAGUCAUGGGAAGACUCUGGAGUUGGCACUCUGCUACGUAGAAACUUGCACAUAGAACAACUGCCUUAG